GUCAGUGUGCGCGCAGACGCCGGUGCAGCCGCACGCGCCGCGAGCUGCGAUGAGGUAGCGGCGCGGCCAUGGUGUACCCGGAGCCGUCCCGCUGGGGCGCGCCCGACGCCGCGCUCGCGCCCCUCUACGACGACGUCUACAGAGGUCAGCUGACAUUUGCAACCUCCGCUAUGCGAAUGCAAGCCUCUUUGUUUCUGUGUUAGAACCUGUAAUUCCCGUGCACGCGACCCCCUUUUGCUUUCCCCUUUUAUGUUAACGUUCUGAUUUCUGGUUUUCGAAUCCUAUUUAAUCUUAACAUAAUGGCACAUUUCAUGCUUUCCGCUCUAACAUUAUUUAUUACUGUAUCUUAUAUGACGAUAACACGAUUCGGUGUCUUUAUAUAAUUAAAAAAAACUAAUUUCAUUUAUUAAAAAAAAAAAAAAACUGAAUAACAACAAAACUGACUUUGUGUUUUAACGUGCAUUAUUCUUGAAUGUAUAUCACAAAUAUCUGUCCUGGAAUACGUUUUCAACUGGUUAUAGUACCGUUUUAGGUAUCCUUUUGCUUAAAAACCUGCUUUGGUUCGAAGAGUGCAAAUAAUUGCAAUAUGACUAAUCCGGCGGCGAAAGCUGAUGGAGUCCUCUCGACUGUGAAUGUAGUGGAAGCCCUCCAAGAGUUUUGGCAGGUGAAGGCGGCACGAGGCGGGGGCGCGGCGGGCGGCGCCCUCGUCAUCUACGAGUCUGUGCCGGCUGCUCAUCCGCCCUACGUCUGCUACGUCACGCUCCCCGGUGGAGCGUGCUUUGGCAGUUUUCAAAACUGCCCAACUAAAGCGGAAGCAAGACGCAGCGCCGCUAAAAUAGCAUUAAUGAACAGCGUAUUCAACGAGCACGAAUCUCGGCGGAUAUCCGACCAUUUCAUCGAGAAGGCGGUGGCGGAGGCACGCGCGUCCUUCGCCGGAGACACGAGCAACCCACACCAGGACCCCAGCGCUGGUAUCGCUGCGUUUAGGUUCAUGCUGGAGGCGAACAAAGGUCGGACGAUGCUGGAAUUCCAGGAGCUGAUGACGGUAUUCCAGCUGCUCCACUGGAACGGGUCGCUGAGAGCGAUGCGCGAGCGGCAAUGCUCGCGGCAGGAAGUCGUAGCGCACUACUCGGCCCGGGCACUAGACGACGCGAUGCGGGAACAGAUGGCGCGAGAAUGGGCCACCAGGGAGCGUGAAGCGUCUUCGUCCGGUGGCGGAGUACUACGCGCGGAGCUGGCGAGAUCUGAACGCGAGCUUCGGGCCGCGAGGCUGGCGGCACGUGAGCUUCGCUUCCCUAAAGAAAAGCGCGACAUCCUCCAACUGGCCGCCCGUCUAGCGCCGCCGCCGCAACCGUGAUCUCAACAACACCACGCACGUCUGACGCAACGCAACGCGUUACUUAAUUAUAGUCUUUAGUAUAAGAUA
Messenger RNA from Bombyx mori (domestic silkworm), 1426 nucleotides. RefSeq names its product Lix1 protein (gene lft). The transcript is spliced from 5 exons. The record is from RefSeq and is a predicted model, not a curated record. Gene Ontology annotation, biological process: autophagosome maturation. Lineage: Eukaryota; Metazoa; Arthropoda; Insecta; Lepidoptera; Bombycidae. The coding region runs from base 587 to 1357 and encodes 256 amino acids. Gene Ontology annotation, cellular component: cytoplasm.